GAUGUCUACCCUGUAAUUAGAGCCAGCCCAGGCCCCAUCUACCUCAAAUCCAACCUCUCAUUUACCAAACCACUCCUUGAAUACUUAAGGAGCUCUCUUACACUCGGCACACUCUGUAGGUCUUCAGAGCGACAGCUUGCUCCAUCAAAUUAUUUCACCAUAGAGGGCUGGAAGACUUAAGGUAUUCAUGAUGUCCAUUGCCAAAGCAGCAGCAAAGGCCAUGCUAUCUGAUGCCCUGCUGCAGGAUAACUCUGGGAUUUUCAGGAUCAGCCAUCUGGAACUGGAGCUUCCCUUAGACAAGGUUAUCAAGUAUGUGUCUGUCGGGCUGCCGCUAAUGCUGGUGUGCAUGGCCUUUGUCCGCGAGAUCUCUCUAGGGCCCCAGAUCAGCUGUUUUACUCCAAGUAAUUUUACUGCAAAGCAGGCCAGCUAUGUGGACACGUACUGCUGGGACUCUCUCAUGCAUCACGAGUUUGAUUCUGAUGGGAACUUUGAAGAGCAAUCUCUUUGGGUACACAAAAUGUUUCCCUAUUCUCUGAUGGCCAUGGCCAUCUUGAUGUAUCUGCCAGCGCUAAUUUGGCGCCAACUUGUCAUGCCCACUCUUGGGUCAGACCUUCUUUUCAUAAUUGAUGAACUUGACAAAUCGUACAACCGUUCCAUCCGGCUGGCCCAAAGCAUUCUGGACAUGCGCCAAAACACCAAAAACCCACUAACAUUUCAAGCUGAGCUUCAGAGAGCCAAGAGGAAGAGAUACUUUGAGUAUCCACUUCUUGAGAGAUACUUGCAGUGCAAACAAAACUCUUACUUCCUUGUGAGCAUGCUUUUCCUGCGAGGAUUUCUCCUCUUGACCUUCAUGACCUCUGCCUGCCUCUAUCUAACUUACUUUCACCUUUCGGCCUUCCUAAAGGAUGACUUCAACUGUUUUAUCCGCACAAGUAUUCUCCAAGAUCAGAACAGGGUUCCAGAGUUAAUUCAGUGCAAGAUAAUUGGACACUUGGUCUUUCAAGUGAUAAGUGUGGCUAAUGGUGCAAUCUAUGUCUUACUAGCACCAAUAGUUCUUUUUAGCCUCCUUCGACUCUUUGUGUGGGACAACACCUUUAUCUCUGUCUACGAGGUCCUUCCUGCUUUGGAUCUCCUCAAGAGUAGAAAGUUAGGCUGCCCUCUGAAUGACCUUAAUGUUCUCCUGCUUUUUUUGCGUGCGAAUGUAGCUCAUUUAAAGUCCUAUGGACAAGUCAGAGCUUUGUGUUCCCUUGCACCACCACAAUUAAGCAACACAACAGCAGGACAAGGCUUACAUGUCAUAUUCACACAAGAAGAAAUCGAGGAACGUGAGGAGGCAGCAAUGGAGCUUGCAGAGGAAAUCGAUGAGGCUAAGGAAGAAGGGAAGCUCAACCUAGUGGAUAUCAUGACUAUUCUGGGAGCAGCACAAGGACGAGUGGUGAACUGCAGGGAGACAAGGCCUCUAGUGGAGGAAAAUAUGAGCCUGGAACCAAACCACCAGGGGUACCAUGAGUUGAAGGAGACCACACCAUUUGGUCAUUUUUAACCUUCAAUGGACUGACUCAAUCUUAGGGCAAUGGGGAAUGGUGGGGUCACACACCAAUUGGUUCUUGACACUCUAAAAACACAAACAAAAGCUUAAAACUGCUGAUCUGUGUGUCUGUGGAUUUGCCAGUUUUGAGCUACUGGCCAUUUGUUAAUAUUGUGAUUUUAACUUUCUUCUGUGUAUCUGUACAUCACUAUAUAUAGAAAAGAGCCAAACAGCAAAAAAGUGUGCCAAUGAAACUGUCUGGUGUUAUCAGGCUCCAAGCACACCACUGAUAAUGACAGCAGUUUCACAAGUAAUAUUUUAAACUUACAAAAUGUCUGAAUGCUACAAAUGUCAUUAUUAUUUACAUUUUGGGAUUUAUGUUGAUGACAAUGAAUAUUAAAAAUGAUUAACUUGA
Oryzias latipes (Japanese medaka) is the source of this 1943-nucleotide messenger RNA. RefSeq names its product pannexin-3. The record is from RefSeq and is a predicted model, not a curated record. Gene Ontology annotation, molecular function: wide pore channel activity. Gene Ontology annotation, cellular component: plasma membrane. NCBI's taxonomy places the organism in Eukaryota, Metazoa, Chordata, Actinopteri, Beloniformes, Adrianichthyidae. Gene Ontology annotation, biological process: positive regulation of interleukin-1 production; cell-cell signaling; monoatomic cation transport.